CGUUUUACGUCAGCAAUAGUUCCACCGCUAGGCCGACCCAGAUCCAAUUGGACAGAUUCUCCCGCUCGAAUUUAAUUUAGUCAGCGACUAGACAAGUGAGCCUUUUUCGAAUGUUUGAGCCCGAAACGGAGGAUAUGCUGCCCAGAUCGGCACCCAGACCGAGUGCAGCGGUGCCAAUGGGCCACACCAACGAAAUCAUCCGGCCCACUGUGCCAGAGGUGUCCAUAUUGUUUGGCCAGCCGCCACAAGAUCAACAAUUGCAAAUGCCGCAGCAGCAGCUGCAACAGGAGCCACCUCCUCGAGCUCCACCCACAUUCGCGUCCUGGAAGAAGCAGAUGCUGCCUCGGGUUAACUUCUCGCCCAUCCUGGCCACGGAACUGGGACCCAGAACUGCGCCGAGCAACAACAAUAGCCCCUGUUCCCCCAAGGAGUACAUCAUAAUGCCCAGAGAUCGCAACUACACAAACGAUGCACCACUGGCUGCCAAUCACAUUUCCAGUAAUCUGGGGCCGUAUAGUGCGGAGCCCAAGCAGCAGGUCUUUCAAUCCCGCUUGUCAAGCUCAUCCAACGCUGAUGUCCUGACGAUUUGUGCUGGCACACAGACCGAACCGCUUAAUCUGUCGCCCCCGCGAAAUUCAUUGCCCCCGGUGGUCUACUCCGACAUCGACGUCAGCAACCUAGCCAACAAGAGUGAUCUGGCCGCACUGGUGUCGCUUCUGGAGUCCAUGCGACAGGAACAACGGCAGCUGAGGAAUCUUUGCGAGCUGCUCUUGAAGCAACAGCAGCGGGCAAAAUCCGAAACCAAAGCCAGCAGGACCACCGCCAGCCAGUGUGACAUUUUGACCACCAACAAUGCAGGCAGACGAAUAUCUCCGGUCAUACAGGAUUACAUUGCUGAGGAGGAGGAACCGAUGCCUUCACCCCAAGCUGGCAUGAUCCCCCAAUUCCAAUCUCCUCGACCCAAUUCGCCCAUGGCUCAGUCUACGGGUUACCGGGCCAACACGCCCCAGACCAAGAGGAUUCCCCAACUGGCCAAGCCAAACACCGAGAAGAGCUUGGUGAUGAACGAGCUGGCCUUGAAGUAUUUACGCCAACCCGUCGACGAACUGAUGAAGGACAUGCGCCUGGGCGCAUCGCCCAAGUCGCCUAAUCCCGAACCACUGCGCCAGAUCGACAAUCUUACCCACGCACAGAGCCCCAACGACAUUUCAAAUGCUUCGUAUAAGUAUCUCAAGAAAUACCGCCUGCUGCCUGAGGAGCAAAUGGAACACGUGUGCCCCAAAUCUCCGAUGGCGGCAUCUGCCUCCUCGCCGCGCAUGCAACUGGACCUGGAGAACAUCAGGAACCAGCCAAAGCUGCUGUGAAGGCAAAUUCCAUUUUCGUUUCGUUAAUUAUUUGUCUGUCUAUUUGCGAUUUAAGUGGAAAUAUAUUUCAAUACACGGAAUAACGCUGACACUCAUCUUCAAAAAUGCCAGCCUAUACUAACAAAGGAACCAUCACUUUGUUUACAAAACACAAAA
Messenger RNA from Drosophila biarmipes, 1520 nucleotides. RefSeq lists its product as uncharacterized. The record is from RefSeq and is a predicted model, not a curated record. NCBI's taxonomy places the organism in Eukaryota, Metazoa, Arthropoda, Insecta, Diptera, Drosophilidae. The transcript has 2 exons. The coding region runs from base 111 to 1364 and encodes 417 amino acids.